AUGGCUGACACUGAUGUGAAGGUCUUAGGCUCAUGGCUGAGCCCGUAUGUCAACCGCGUCGCGAUGGCUCUGAAGCUCAAAUCCAUCAAGUACGAGCUCGUCGAAAUGAAUCCUCACCAAAAGACUGAACUUCUUGCCAAACACAACCCCAUCCACAAGAAAGUCCCUGUCCUAAUCCACGCUGAUCGUUCAAUAUGCGAAUCGCUCAUCAUUGUUCAAUACAUCGACGAAUCUUGGCCUAAUGGCCCCUCCAUCCUCCCCUCCGAUCCACACGACCGGUCCGCGGCGCGCUUUUGGGCAGCUUACAUAGAUGAUAAGUGGAGUCCGUUGUUUCGGGAGGUGAAGGAGGCGAAAGACGAUGACGAGAAAAGGGUAGUAAUGGAGAAAAUCCAAUCAGGGCUGGUCUUACUGGAGGAGGCUUUUGUAAUGUGCAGCAAAGGCAGAGAUUUCUUCAAUGGAGAUGAGGUUGGGUAUCUGGACAUAGCUCUUGGCAGUUUCUUGGGAUGGAUUGGAGUGACGGAGACGAUGAUCGGAAUUAAGGUGCUUGAUGCAGCCAUGGCUCCUAACCUUGUAUCCUGGGCUGAUAGGCUUUAUUGCAGCAGCUCUGUUAAGGAUGUCAUGCUUCAAACACCAGCCCUCCUAGAAGUUCUCAAGAAGUUGAAAGCUGCUAAGGAUGACUGA
This is a messenger RNA of Andrographis paniculata, 681 nucleotides long. Its product is annotated as glutathione S-transferase U17-like. The transcript has 2 exons. Gene Ontology annotation, cellular component: cytoplasm. Gene Ontology annotation, biological process: glutathione metabolic process. The record is from RefSeq and is a predicted model, not a curated record. Gene Ontology annotation, molecular function: glutathione transferase activity. NCBI's taxonomy places the organism in Eukaryota, Viridiplantae, Streptophyta, Magnoliopsida, Lamiales, Acanthaceae. Bases 1 to 681 code for a protein of 226 amino acids.